Molecule: messenger RNA, 1263 nt
Organism: Cladophialophora bantiana CBS 173.52
Lineage: Eukaryota; Fungi; Ascomycota; Eurotiomycetes; Chaetothyriales; Herpotrichiellaceae
Exons: 2
Coding region: 1-1263 (420 amino acids)
Cellular component (GO): cytoplasm
Molecular function (GO): cysteine synthase activity
Source: RefSeq, a predicted model, not a curated record
AUGCAAUGGACAGGCCGUCAUUUGGUAAUCGGCAUCGCUUCUGGCCUUGCCAUUGCUGUCGUCAUUGAUCAGCUCCGUCAGUUCUACCGCAGCUACACCUCACCCUACAAGUUUCAGCAGCCUCCUUACUCCCAACACAAGCCCGAUGAGGCCAUAUGUUCAAAAGGAGUGAACCAAAUAUCCCCCCCACCCAUCGGCGCCGGCAUAGAAUCGACGAUAGGCUCCACGCCUCUCAUUAUCAUUCCCUCGCUUUCAAGCUUUACGGGAUGCACCAUUCUCGCCAAAUGCGAACACCUCAAUGGUGCUGGUGGCUCACCCAAGGACCGGGUUGCAUUGUCAAUCCUCACGCGAGCAGAAAGUCAGGGUCUCCUCACGCCUCAUAGUGGAGACACCGUCUACGAGGGAACGGUUGGAUCAACAGGGAUAUCUCUGGCAACUCUGUGCCGAGCAAAGGGGUAUCUCGCGCACAUUUGCAUGCCCAACGACCAAUCUCAUGAGAAAUCCAACCUCUUGUUAAAGCUCGGUGCGGUGGUGGAAAGAGUCCCGCCCGCGCCAAUAGUGGACCAGCAGCAUUUCGUGAACCGCGCCCGCAAUCUCGCGCGAGAACAUACGGAAAACCCGGAGAAGAGGGGGAGAGGAUACUUUGCCAACCAGUUUGAAACAGAAGCAAAUUGGCGAGCUCAUUACGAAGGCACAGGUCCAGAGAUAUAUGCUCAAUGCCAGGGCAAUAUUGAUGCAUUUACCGCAGGCGCGGGAACGGGAGGAACGAUUUCGGGCGUAGCUACCUAUCUGAAGGAAAAGCUGCCGGAUGUUCAAGUUGUGCUUGCAGACCCUCAGGGUUCAGGUUUGUAUAAUAAAAUCAAACACGGCGUCAUGUUCCACUCGUUGGAGAAGGAGGGGACAAGAAGAAGAGAUCAAGUUGAUACGAUUGUGGAGGGAAUAGGUUUGACUCGCUCAACGCUGAAUUUCGAGCAGGGGAGAGAGUUGAUUGACGAUGCUGUCAAAGUGAAUGAUCAGCAGGCGAUGAAUAUGGCGAGGCUGUUGGUUGAGAGGGAUGGUAUCUUUGUGGGGAGUAGUAGCGCGGUUAAUUGUGUUGCUGCUUUGCAAACGGCACUCAAACUAGGUCCCGGUCAUACGGUCGUCACGAUUCUGUGCGACUCUGGUAUGCGCCAUCUCUCCAAGUUCUGGGCACGGAUAGGUGAGAUAGGAGGGGAAGCGCGCACAACCAUCGAGGAUAUCCUUGAAGGCAGAAAGUUGGAUUGA